GCAAGUCUUCCAUAUCUCUCGAAUCCCUCUCCCCUGACUCUUAGCCUAAAGAAAGGUCUCCACUUGAAACGUCACCCAUUCCUUCUCUCCAGAGAUGCUACCUGACCCGCAGAGUUACUGCAGCAUUUUGUGUCGAUCUUAAGUGGGACCAGUGUGGAUGGGGCAUGUUGGUCAAUGUGGACAAGUAGGGCCGAAGGGCCAGUAUCCACGCUGUAUGACUCGAUGACCGACGCAGACCAGCAAAGGAAUGCAGCGCUGAAAGGGUUAAUGUUUUGCAAAACGCUGAUCUGGUUGCAAUCCUCGGGAGCCGGUGGAAGGGAAGGCGGUGCAGUGGGACCCGGGCUGUUAAUGCAGAGAGGGGACGCGGUGUGUCUGGAUAUAGAUACCAGGGGCAACUGUGGAUGGAAGAGGCGACGCCACUUCUUGGGAGGCAGCAAUGCUAGGCAAAGAUUACAUGCUCGCUAUCAUCAUUGUCAACUGCGACGACAACUUGUGGAAUGACCCGUCACUGGAGACGGACCCCGAGCUGCCCCCGGGGUGGAGAACUAUCCGUGACUCGAGCGGUACUUACUACUGGCACGUGUCAACGGGCGCUACUCAAUGGCAUCACCCGGCUGGCUCCCCGGAGCUUGGUGUGGACGCUGGCAAACUACCGUCGGCCGUGGUGCCUGCCCCGGGCCACAAGUCGCAGGUAACUGUCUCUGGCCCGGCUGCCGUUAAUCAUCCCUGCAGAGGUGGGACGUUCGAGAGCAAAAUGCCGGCUUCUUCGUCAAUAAACCUAAGGGACCCGCUUCUUUGGCAAGACGGCAGGCUGGAGCAUCGGAGGAAGCUCGAGUCCAAGUGCUUUGCCGUGCGGUCGCUGGGCUGGGUGGAGAUCCCGGAGGAGGAUCUGGCUCCGGGGAAGAGCAGCAUCGCGGUGAACAACUGUAUCCAGCAGCUGUCCAGCAGCAAGUCCGCAGGUCGCCGCUCAGCCUCCACCUGGGAGGAGGGUCAGGACAUGGUGCUGGUUCUCAGGAAGGAUACCCUGAGCCUGGUGGACCCCAUUGACCACAGUCUGAUCCACUCCCAGCCCAUCAUCAAUAUCCGUGUGUGGGGCGUUGGUUGUACCCACGGCAGAGAUUUUGCCUACGUUGCGAGCGACAAGGACACGUGCAUGUUGAAGUGUCACGUCUUUCACUGUGACACCCCAGCCAAGGCCAUUGCAUCCGCCCUGCAUCAGAUAAGCGCCCAGAUCAUGGUGGAGCGUGCAAUGAGGAGUGACUCCACGAUCACCCCGGGACCAGAUGAAGACGGCCACCAGGUUGACUUGACUCGACAAGUGGACCUCCUGCACUCGGUGACACAGAGAACACAGAGGUUCCGUGUACAAUACAUCGGCUGCCUGCCCGUGGGGAAAUCGAUAGGGAUGAAACAGGUGAACGAGGUGAUCAGGAGUCUUCUGGGGAGCUCGGAACAAGAGGCGUGGCCAUCUGUAUUUCUCGGACUGACGGACACCACUCUCUCCAUCUGCAAGGGAGAGGACGGUGAGGAGCCGUGGUGGGAAUGCCCAGUACGGUAUCUGACCUUCCUGGGAGUGGGCAAGGACCCACACACGGUGGGUGUGAUCGUGGACAUCGGACGGCAACGCUUCAAGUGCCACGUCUUCUGGUGCGAGCCAGACGCUGGCUGCGUCUCGGAGGCCGUCCAGACGGCGUGUAUGCUGCAGUACCAAAGGUGCCUGGUGACUUCCAGCCCACGGCAAGGCCCCAGGAGGGGUUUGGAGGGGCCGCCCCCCGUUGGGGGUCUGAGGAAGCACGGACGCCCCCUGUCCGCCGGCCCCCCCGAGUCCCCACCUCCGGCCCCAAAACUCUCGGGGGGCAGCGGCCUGAAGCGGGGGGUCCUAGCGCUCAUCGACUCGCUGCAGCACAAACCCUCUGCUCUGCAGAUGCCCUAGUGUGUGGCAGGGGAAGAGGGCGCGG
This is a messenger RNA of Leucoraja erinaceus (little skate), 1958 nucleotides long. RefSeq names its product amyloid beta (A4) precursor protein-binding, family B, member 3 (gene apbb3). Gene Ontology annotation, molecular function: transcription factor binding; amyloid-beta binding. The record is from RefSeq and is a predicted model, not a curated record. Gene Ontology annotation, cellular component: nucleus; cytoplasm. The transcript has 12 exons. Lineage: Eukaryota; Metazoa; Chordata; Chondrichthyes; Rajiformes; Rajidae. Gene Ontology annotation, biological process: regulation of DNA-templated transcription. The coding region runs from base 437 to 1933 and encodes 498 amino acids.